AUGAACGCGGCAAAGACGGAGCACACAAUUCUCCGCCGCUGCCUGACACCGGCCAGUGCCGACCCCCACGCUCGUGCAGAGAAAGAAGCAUGGAGGUCUACGCGGAAGCUUGGCUCGUUGCUCGAAGAUGCCGAUGACGUAUCGCGUCGGAAAAUACUCGCUGCGGCUGCUCUUCGGCGGCUCUGGACGGUCUGGCUGAGAUCGCACCGUAUCACAGACACGACACGAAUUCGCCUCCACAACUGCUACGUACUGCCGAUACUACUCUACAACUGCGGGGCCUGGGCGCUUACACCAACGGAGCUUCACCGACUCGAAAGCUUUCACCGUCGCCAGCUACGGUCUCGGCCGCUCCGUCACUGGAUCACAUCUGCGAGGUGGGGGCUUCUCGGGCACAUUCUACGGCGACUACAAGAUAUCCCGGCGUUUAUCCAGAUGAAGGCGUAUUUCUCUUCCUCCGACAGCAGCAAGUGGAGAGGUAGGCCCCGCACCACACUGCCUCUUGUCCUCGACCAGGACCUUGAUGCUAGAGACUCGACGUAUGCGGACACCACACUAUGCCACCGACUAGCUAAACUGAGACUAGCGCAGGUGUAA
Phytophthora sojae is the source of this 597-nucleotide messenger RNA. RefSeq lists its product as hypothetical. NCBI's taxonomy places the organism in Eukaryota, Oomycota, Peronosporomycetes, Peronosporales, Peronosporaceae. The transcript has 3 exons. The coding region runs from base 1 to 597 and encodes 198 amino acids. The record is from RefSeq and is a predicted model, not a curated record.